AUGUCAAGACUGGUCGGUAAACACUUAAGUUGACCUGUGGAUUUUUCCGUCCCUUUGUCCUAGAUGUGACCCAGAUACCCACCAAGGCUGACGAUGAAAUUCUCCUCGAAGCUGCAACAGAUGGGUUCCUUAUCGAUCUUCCAGCACUCACAACCGAAUCACCCAAGAGGAACACGACACUUCCAGCUGUCCAGUCUUCGUCCACUGUUGCAGGAGAGAGUGACUUUGAGGGCAGUGCUUCUGGGGAGAGCAGUGAUCUGUUCCCCCAGUAUGCAACCACAACUCAGAGUGUUACACAUACUCAAUUCUUGACCUCCACUGUGUUUCUAAGAGGGGUUGAUCACUCCAGUUCAGAUUCAUCUGCUAUUCAAAGCACUCAAUCUAGCCUCACCUCUACACCCCUCCCAAAAGAAACCCAGUCAAGCACCACCACAGACCACCCUACUGCUUCUCAAACUACUCACCAUGCUGGCUCCACUUUUGCCCUCCUGGACUCUGGAUCAGGUUCUGGAGAUGGGCUGAUACCUGACGAAUACCCAACUAAGACCGCAAGUACGACUUCUACCACAAGCCCAGUAACCAAAACUUCUACAGAAAACUCAGUGACCAUCUCUUCUUCAACAACCACCAAGGCUGCUCCUUUAGGACAGGGUCGGGGAAGGAUUUCAAAUGGUAAAUCAGCAAAGAACACUGGAGAGGACUCGGAAAUUCGGAAUGCCACUUCUGUGGUUUCACAACCAAUCAAUAAUGUCUCAGGUAACUUGUGCCUGCACUUACCGUUAUGCCUCUACCUUUCGUAUUGUUUUUGUUAGUUACUUGUGGAAAAUGACUAACCCUUUGUCUUUCUUCUUUAGAUUCAGCGCCAAAAACAUCUGAAACCCACAAAGGACACAGCACACCAGGUAAGUCAAGAGUUAUACACUGACUACACUAGAAUUUCCUCUGACUAUUUAGACUAUUUACCCAAACUACUAGAAAGCACAUCAAAAUCAGAACAAGCGCUUUAUGAGGCGCACCUGUCCUCAAAUAUCUAUUCACAAACAUAAAGCUUUACUUCCAUGAGGCCACGGCUGAUGGUCUCCAGAUCCAUAAGGUCUAGCGGUGUGUGCAUCCACGCCACCGCCUCCACUACAUUAUCUGUGAAUGUGCGAGUUUUGGUAGCUAACUGAGCUGUAGUUAGUUUGAACAUUUAGCUCAGGCUGGUAGUUUCUGUGAAAGAUUUUGGUAAAUCCAAGCAGGCAUGACAUGAUUAAUGGGGAUAUCUGUCUGAAAGGUACAUAACCCAUAAUGUUUCGGUUAAUGUCAUUAACCUUGCUAGUCAGCACGAGAAAUAUACAGCAGUUGAACAAGUUAUUGAUUGUUUUCUUGCUGCCAGCCUCAAAUGCUGGUCUUUGAUUUAUCUUCCAUAAUGUCAUGAUGCUCUACUACCUGGAUAUAAACAAGCACAGGUGACAGAUUUUGAUCCAGGAAACUACGACAAAUGUGGUGCUAGCUCUGCUAAUGUUAGCCACACCAGUUUGACACUGUUUACACAGACUUCAUGAUGGCAUUUGUAAUCUUGUCAAAAGUUGUGCUUGAUUUGGACUUUUCUCAUAGUUUUUACUUCACAUAACAUUCCUCCGUAAUUCCAUUAAACUGAAUUCCAGGGUUGAACCUUUUUUUUUUAAGUUUGUCCCUUUUAGACAUCCCUGAUAAAAGCCAAUGAGUUGAAUCUCAUUUGGCCUUCCUCUUGAACUGCUUUCUUCUGUAGCUAAAUCACACUGAUACACAAACAAAAACUGAGAUUUUUUACUCACAAAAUUUUUACGAUCUAUAUAAUUUAACUCUGGUGUCAGACAAUUAAUCUUAAUAACCUUUCCUCUCUCCCCAGACUGGAUCAUCAUCGUUGGUUUUAUUGUUGGCGUUGCAGCACUGAUCAUGCUCUUGGCUGCCAUUGCUACAAGAGACAAGUAAGACUUUAAGAUAUGACAGUUAUUAAUUAUAACUAUUACAUCCAAGGAAUUAUAUUCUAAUGAUUCCUUCCUGUGCAGGUGGAAUAGACCAAAGACAGCUCACCUCGAGGACAAAACUAACUCUGCAAAUCAGCAGAAGGAACAGGAGAUGGAGACAUUCCUGCGCAACGAUCAGCCCAAGGAGAAUGGAAAGGCGUCAGAAUACACCGUCAUCCCCCUGGAUGAGCUUCCAGAUAAAUACUCAUCAGACUGA
This is a messenger RNA of Xyrichtys novacula (pearly razorfish), 2205 nucleotides long. Lineage: Eukaryota; Metazoa; Chordata; Actinopteri; Labriformes; Labridae. The record is from the annotation of a GenBank genome assembly.